AUGGAUUCCCAAGCUUCCACAGUUAAUCCAGUCCCUAGGAAUGAAGAGAAGCCCCAGACGAGUGAAGCUAUCGCAACUCAGACGGCCAUCGCCACUGAGCCCAACACUACCGACAACGAGGUCACGGCCGGACCCAGUGAAACCACAGCCGCCGCAGCCAGCCACGAGCAUGAUGAUGAAACAGUUUCCGUAGCCAGCAGCACACUCACAGAGGACUGGAAGCGCUCCUUUGAUGAUGACCUCACUGAGGCACUUGCCGGCAUCCAGACACAGGGCACCUUUGCCUCGUUCCACCCCCUGAACCACGUAGACCCCGAUCUCUGGGUCCAGGAUGUCAAACCCGUCGGCCUUCCGCUGCCGGAGCCGGCGGUGCGGCAGCUGAUCGACAAGGCCGCCCGUGCUCCGUUUGGUAAGGGGAGCGAGACUAUUGUCGACACUGCUGUGCGUAACAUAUGGGAGCUGGAUCCCUCACAGUUCGAGCUUCGGAGUCCGCGCUGGCCCGCGGAUUUGCGCUGUUAUUUGGGCGUCAAGUCGCCUGUGACGGCGGAGCUGUAUAAGCUAUUGAUUUAUGAAAAGGGGGCCAUGUUCAAGGCUCAUACCGACACCGAGAAAUGCCCCGGCAUGUUCGGCACGCUCGUCAUCUGCCUGCCCUGCAGCCACAAGGGAGGCGACGUAGUCGUCAAGCACUGCGGCGAGACAAAGACGUUCAAGACCUCCGGGGCAGACCAGUCCUUUGCAUGUUGGUACUUGGACGUCCACCACGAGGUCCUGCCCGUGACGGAGGGCUACCGAGUGGUGCUCACGUACAACCUAGCCGUCGACCCGCCGCCGCCGGCGGCCUCGCAGCAGCGGCCCUCUGCGGCGCUGCGGAGGCAAGAGACCCGCGACCUGCGGCAUACGCUCCGGCGAUGGCUGGAGCAUCCCGAGGACGGCGGCGAGGUCGACCACGUCUACUACGGGCUGGACCACGAGUACACCGAGGCUAGCAUCUCGAUAAAGGCACUCAAGGGGCGCGACGCGGCUGUCGUGCAGACGCUGCAGGAGCUCUCCGCGGGGCUCGAGUUUGAUGUGCUCCUGGCGCUGACGGAGAAGAUGGAGAUGGGGCCGACGGUGUACAAGGGCAAUACGCGACAUUCAAAGAAGAAACGGAGCCGGCGUGGGAACCGGAAGCGGCCGAUUGAUCCCUCGGAUGGGUUCGGGGAGGAUCCUGAUGAGGCGGAUCGGUCCCAUGAUAUUGAGGAUGUGACGGACGAGUCGUUGUCUGUCAAGGUGCUUGUGGACUUGAGCGGGCGCCCGAUACUUCGUGAUAUCGCGUUGGGUUGGAAAAAUGUGCUUGAUUCCGGGGAGUUCUUUGAAGGCGUUGAACGGAAGGAAGAGUAUGAGGGAUACCAGGGCAACUGGGUAGGUCUUCGAUCCAGAAGAUUUGCAGGUAUGUUCGUCAUAUUGACAAAGAUGAACCCCAUGGACCAACAGCUACCCACUGGAUCCCUUCGUUCCUCAGAGCUAGACAGCGCUGUACUGCUCGAUUAUCUCACACAUUCGAUCCUCAAGGCCUCGUCGAACAGCAAGUCAUCCUUUGAGACACUCAAAGACGUAUGGGAUACGUCGGUCCCUGGCCCAGGCACGCGUGCCAAAAAGGCUGAAGACGAAAUUCUGAACAAGGUGUUGCGAUCUGCUUUGGCUAUGAAGGGUUGGGAUUUUUUCGAGAAAGUUAGCAUGAAGAAGGCCGAAAAGGGGCUGGACAGGCCACUGCCCGCGGGCUACUAUCAACUACUUUACGCGGAGGUCUCGCAGGGCAAAGUGGACUUUUCUCAGAUAAAAAAUGGCUUGACUUUCACAGUGUUCAAGGGUCGGCAUUUCUUCGAGAUCUUCGAGGCGCUUAAGGCUUUUGCCCCUACUGAUCAGCCUCUGUCUGACGAGAUCCGGGAGUGGGCACGAGCAACGCUUACCAAAGGUGUCAAGGAAAUUGCCGAUACCGCAAGCUUCGUCCGACAAGAUGGACUGGCUUUAGUGACGGGCGCUGAGAAGUAUGCCGACUUUGGUUGGCUUUCCUCUGUGACGAUGCCAUUGGUCGAGCAGCUACUUGUACGGACGCCAGCGUUUGCACUGGAGUUUCUAUCAGCGCUGCUCUCAGGCGCCAGACGAAAGGCAUCCCCUGUGACUCUGGCCGUUCACUUAUACAAGAAGCUCGCCAAAGACCUCAUCUCCAUGCUCGACCUUGAAAGGGUCCGUGGGCCCAGGGAAGACGACCCAGCCCACAAGGCGGCGAGAUUCACAUAUGGCCAGACGGCGCCCUCUGCCCCCGAUCACCGCCUCGCCUUGAACCACGUCGCCCUGGCAGACCUCUUCUCCGGUCUCAUUAAGCUCGCAUCCUUCCCUCUGCAAGAGGACCUAGUCCUGCCACUGGCCCUCAACAUCGUCAGCCACGCACCCAAAAUGCACGCCCUUGACUUCCCCGUCCUCUGGAUCCCGCUUCUGCGCGAACUCCUCGCCAUCCUGGAAGCCACCAAGACGCCCCUCGACACCCCGCGCUACCAACAACUCUUCGCCGCCGUCCUCGAAGCCUACCGCGACAACUACGUCGGCUCGAGACCGGUCCGUCCGCCGUCGAGCCAGCUGGGAAGUGGCAUCAAACUAGACAACUUCCUCGCGAACCCGGCGCAGACGUCACUCCGCCUGAUUAUUGGCGCCAAGAAGCAGCGACACCACGUGCACAGGGAACACGGCAUCCGGGCCACGCAUGAGACUGAGCGGUUUGCGCCUGGAGGGCCCACGAUGGUAAUUAACAAGACGGAUGUUGCGAAGCAGCAGGAGGCAGAGGAAGCCUUCAAGGCUUUUGAUCAGACCAAGCUAGGGAUAUUACUGGGUGAGGAUUAUCCUGCUAUUGCGACCGCAUUGUGGCAGCGGCCGGUGAAUCUGGUCCCGGGGCGGGGUGCCCCAGCACCAAUUCCAGCUUAUUUUCCCGCCCCUGUUCCUGCUUCAGGACCCGCUGCGGCAGUUGGGCCUGCGUGGGUGCCACCGCCCACGAACAGACCUGCGGCUCCUGGGCCAAGUCGGCCUCCACCACCUGUUGCUGGGGCGAAACGAAAAGCUGAGCCAGAGAUUAUUGAUUUAACUUAG
Molecule: messenger RNA, 3120 nt
Organism: Colletotrichum acutatum
Lineage: Eukaryota; Fungi; Ascomycota; Sordariomycetes; Glomerellales; Glomerellaceae
Exons: 16
Coding region: 1-3120 (1039 amino acids)
Source: RefSeq, a predicted model, not a curated record